AGGCGGGAUGUUUUGACGUUGGUAGCGGCUAACGUGAGCUUUAGCAAACAAACAUGCAGAGACCGGUGUCCACUUUGCUGCUGAGUCCACGUGUUAAGGUCAAACUGCUCAACGCGGGCUUUCAGGUGCUCCAUGACGUCAUAGCAGUCACAGCGCUCAACCUCAGUCGAGAGGCAGGUCUUAGCCAGCAGGAGGCGCUGGAGGUACUGCAGGCUGUGCGGAAGGAGGGAGGAGCUGAUGAAGGAGGAGGAGGAGCUCCUCUGACCGCUCUCGACCUUUUGCAGAAAGAGGAGGAGCUAAAGAGCAUCGUGACCUUCUCCUCGCGUUUGGACAACGUGCUGGGAGGAGGACUUCCUGUCGGAAAAACCACAGAGGUCUGCGGCGCACCGGGAGUGGGAAAAACACAACUUUGUCUGCAGUUAGCAGUGGAUGUUCAGGUGCCCCCGUGCUUCGGCGGCCUCGGAGGUCAGGCAGUCUACAUUGACACGGAAGGAAGCUUCGUUGUUCAACGAGUCAUUGACCUUGCUGCCGCCGCUGUCCGCCAUUGCUCCUUGCUGAUGGACGACGCAGAGCAACAGGACGCCAUGACGACCUUUACCGUGGACACCAUCCUGUCCAACAUCUUCCUGGUGCACUGCCAUGACUACGUGGAGCUCCUCGCCGAAGUCUACCUCUUGCACGACUUCCUGUCUCGUCACACUAAGGUCCGCCUCCUUGUGAUUGACAGCGUGGCAUUUCCCUUCCGUCAGCUCUUUGACCAGCUGUCGCAGCGGACACGCCUCCUCAAUGGCCUCGCCCAGCAGCUUAUCUCCAUGGCGACCAAGCACAACGUGGCUGUGGUCAUGACUAAUCAGAUGACCACAAGGCUGCGGGGCAGACAAUCUCAGCUAGUCCCUGCGCUGGGGGAGAGCUGGGGGCACGCCCCUACACUUAGACUCCUCCUUCAGUGGGCAGGCUCACAGAGGCAGGCCACCGUAUUUAAAUCACCAGAUCACAUGGAGGCCACGGUCGGUUACCAAAUCACGACAGACGGCUUCAGAGACACCGAGCAAUCAGAGCAGCUGCAGAGUAAACGCCCCCGAACACUCACUGACCAAUCAGCUGCCUGCUCGAGCAAACAGAUGCAGUUGAUUGGCUAAAGAUGCAGUUGUUUUCAGCCAAUCAGAGACAAAUGUGAUGACAAUAAUGUUUCUUUGUAAAUGCUACUUUAAUGGCUCAUUAAAAG
This is a messenger RNA of Dunckerocampus dactyliophorus (ringed pipefish), 1225 nucleotides long. It is a transcript of the gene rad51c, whose product is annotated as RAD51 paralog C. Gene Ontology annotation, molecular function: ATP hydrolysis activity; ATP-dependent DNA damage sensor activity; crossover junction DNA endonuclease activity. NCBI's taxonomy places the organism in Eukaryota, Metazoa, Chordata, Actinopteri, Syngnathiformes, Syngnathidae. Gene Ontology annotation, biological process: DNA repair; meiotic DNA recombinase assembly; reciprocal meiotic recombination. The record is from RefSeq and is a predicted model, not a curated record. Gene Ontology annotation, cellular component: Rad51B-Rad51C-Rad51D-XRCC2 complex; Rad51C-XRCC3 complex; replication fork. The transcript is spliced from 4 exons. The coding region runs from base 54 to 1139 and encodes 361 amino acids.